Messenger RNA from Acyrthosiphon pisum (pea aphid), 1800 nucleotides. RefSeq lists its product as uncharacterized. The coding region runs from base 776 to 1435 and encodes 219 amino acids. Gene Ontology annotation, molecular function: sequence-specific DNA binding. The transcript is spliced from 4 exons. Lineage: Eukaryota; Metazoa; Arthropoda; Insecta; Hemiptera; Aphididae. The record is from RefSeq and is a predicted model, not a curated record.
UGUAGGUACUGUAUACAGAGUCAAGUGUAUUAUUGUUCUAUACUUCUAUAAUAUGGUAGUAUAGAAGUCAAUGUUUGUUGAAUAUUGACUGUUUAUUGGCAAUUUUUUCCCAUUUAGCAUUUAAGUAUUAAACUCUACCUGCUACCAGUUGCCAGUGAGGAAAAUUAAGAUAUGGCUGAUCACAAUUAUGUUUCAAUAAACGAAUGUGCAAAGAAAUAUUGUAAGCGAUAUUGUUGCACUCCACAAUGCAAAAAUAAACAAAUGUCUACGUCAUCUAUAACAUUCCAUUCCUUCCCUAAACAAAAAGAUUUGAAAUUAAAAUGGAAGACUGCUCUAAAAAUUGGAAAAGAAGUGCCAAAAUAUGCUUUUGUCUGUUCUACACAUUUUGAUGACAGUGAUUUUAUUCCAAGCUCAAAAACAAGUUCACCAGCAAAAAUAAGAAGACUGAAGAUUGGUGUAGUACCUUCAAAAAAUUUACCUGUUCGGUCACUGGACAAAGUGCUUUUAACUCCAACAAAAGAAAAAAUCAUUAAGAGAGCUGAGAGAUUGAACAAACGUCGUCAAAAUAAAAAAACAUUGUCAAAUUUUAUUUCAAAAUGACUGUUUACCAGAUACUACACAUAUUACUGAUGUAGAAGAAUUAUCUUCAUCUUCUACACAAACUGAUGUCUUGACCAAAGAAAAAACUACAGUAUUAUCAAAUGAAAUUAAAACUGUCGAUAAAGAAGUCCAAGUUAAUACAUUUCAUUCCGAUUCUCUUUCAAGAAGAAGUAUUAUGGAUUUGAUAAGAAAUGAUGAAGAUUUAGUUGCACUAACAGGGAUACCCAGCAUGGACAAGUUGUUAAAACUUGUCAGUAUUGGUGAAUUUGUGAUAAAAAGUUUAAAUUAUAAUAUCAAUUUUUCUCUUGAUAUUCUUCAAAGAAUAGUGUUAGUAUUAAUGAAGUUAAAACUAAAUACAUCUUACAAAUGCUUGGCAGUUUUGUUUGGUGUUUGUAAAAGUACUUGUACAAAUUAUUUUUACGAAACAAUUGAUUUGUUAUAUUUAAUUUUAAAACCUUUAGUUUUGUGGCCUUCUAAAUCAAGUAUUUCUAAAAAUAUUCCUAAAUGUUUCAUAAAUUUCACAAGUACUAGGGUCGUAGUUGAUGGAACAGAAACUCCUAUUGAAGUUCCAAAAUGUUUGUCAUGUCGAAUUAGAACUUAUUCUUUUUAUAAAGGUAAACAUACUAUUAAAUUUAUGGUAGGCAUUUCUCCAGAUGGCCUAAUAACCUUUGUUAGUAAUGUGUAUGGUGGCAAAGCAUCUGACAAACAUAUAUUUGUAGAAAGUAAUAUUUUAGAAAAAUGUGAUAUAGGUGAUGGUGUUAUGGCUGAUAAAGGUUUCCUUAUUGAAGAGGAAUGUUCUAGGGCAGGUGUUAAAUUAUUUCGUCCCCCUUUUUGAAAAAAAAUAAACAACUAUCUUUGAAGACGGUACUAUGAACACAGAUAUAGCUAGAGCCAGAGUUCAUAUAGAACGAGCUAUUCAAAGAUUGAAAAUAUUUCAUGUUUUAAAAAAUAAUAUGCCCUGGAAAUAUUUAUGUAAAAUUGACAAGAUUGUGUACAUUAUAUGUGGAAUAGUUAAUAUUUCCCAACCAAUAAUUGGAAUAACUGGAUUUUGAAAACAAAUAUUUAUAUAUAAUGAUACAAGCUAACUAUGAGUUUAUUUUAAUUCAAAUUCAAAUUUUACAUUGUAUACAUUUACAUUCUAUUAAUAAUUAUCUGUAUUAAAAUGUACUUUCUUACAAAUAUAUAUAAUUAUAAUUAACA